UGCUUCAGUCGUACAAAACUCGACUCCACAGUCGUUUCCGACAGACACGAUGAGCUGCCACUUUAAUCUAGCUCUCCUAACGCUGGCGCUGAGCGCAGCUCUGGUGCAGAGCGCUCCACGGGAUGCCGUACUGAACGUUCUGAGCGUUGAGCAAGCGGGCUUGCCAGCCAACAACGUUGGAUUCCCCAAGAACCCAAAGAUGGUGGUCCAAAUGAUCCCAGAGCAGCUCGAUCAGAAUGAUGUGAGUUCGGUCCAAAUGCAUUUUCUGCAACUGAAUCUGCUGAAGAUUUUGAUAAUAUUGGAUGUGAUUAUUUUAAUGUGCAUAUAUUAUUCCAGCGAUUAGAACUGUACUAUUUAUUUAAAUUAUAUACAUUUUGUAAUUCG
Molecule: messenger RNA, 384 nt
Organism: Drosophila mojavensis
Lineage: Eukaryota; Metazoa; Arthropoda; Insecta; Diptera; Drosophilidae
Exons: 3
Coding region: 50-343 (97 amino acids)
Source: RefSeq, a predicted model, not a curated record